Molecule: messenger RNA, 39295 nt
Organism: Xyrichtys novacula (pearly razorfish)
Lineage: Eukaryota; Metazoa; Chordata; Actinopteri; Labriformes; Labridae
Source: the annotation of a GenBank genome assembly
GCCCCGAGAUGACGUAAGGAGGAGCGCUUCUGCUGUUGAGGUUGCCAAGUCCAGAUUCCGGUGAGAGCGCUUUGAGUUGAGGAGACAGAGGGACGGAGCGACACAGGACACGGACGCUGGACCUCACUGCCACAUUUCAGGUACGUCCAUAUCCCUUCACACUGCUAGGAAACAAAACUUUUAACCUAGUCUCUCUGAAAAAAGGCAGCGUUAGAGCUCGUGUUGAAGCAAACGUUCAGUUUACGUUAACGGUCGCUUUAACGUCAAUUCACCGUCUGCUGAAGAUGAACUGUAGGUGGACGGGUGAGUGACUUUGAUAGACUACCGUGAGUCUUUUUAAAAGAUGGGGCGAAAUGCUGAAGUUGCCGUUUUUGUCAGGCGUAUGUUUAACCCCAUUCACAUUAAGAGGACCUCUAGUGAAGCUGCAGUUUCGGAGAUGCUGAAUUUUUGUCAAAAGAAAAACAUAGCAAGCCCUUUCAGUUUGUCGGUGUUGUGUUUUCAGGGAGCCCUGACGGUGUUUCAGUUCAUACAUCAGAAAUGGCGGGAAGGUUUUCUCAUUUAACAUGCAAGGGUGUGUUGUUUUCCACUGCUUAACCUUUUUUUGUUUUUAACUCUUUUUUAUUUGGUCCCCAAAUUCUGUUUCACACCUCUUCUCUCUCUAUCCUUCUCUGACUGACUCUCUCACCACACCUCUACUCUCCGCCCUCUCCCCCUCCUCUUUCUCUUUCCCUUUCUCUUUAAUAUAUACGCUCCUCCAACUUCUCUGUCAAUGAGAUGAUGUAAGGAGAAGUUAGUCUGCUGAUCACUUAAUAAACCCACUUGGAGAGGAGAUUUGUUGUGCGUCAUUGACACCACCUGACCAAUCACAGUGUCUGCUAACAUCUUUGUGUUUGCCUGUCUGCCACUGAGAAGCUACAGAGAAGUUGAUUGCUGGGGGGGGCUGCAGGUUUGGAUGGAUUAGGCAGAUAUUUGGAUAGGAUUCUGAUUCCUUUAGUAGCUAAUGUCAAAAGACUAUAGAGGAAAAAUCAGGGAAUUACAAAGUGCUUCCUCUGUUAAAAUGCAUUUGUGUUCACCCGCCACUGCAAGAGCCUGCACUGUGAUUUAUUGCUGAUUACUGUACUUAAUGUAUUAGUUAUAUUGGAUUUGUUAUUUUUUUAGCUGCAUUUCGGUCAGGGCUGGGCGAUACAACCGUACCGAUAUAUAUCGAAAAUUAAUUUCCCUCAGUAUCAAUAUAAAACAUGGUCAAUAUCCCUUUUAAUAGUCAGCAUUUUGCCGUGUUUUGGUAGACUAUACGAAUAGCGGAUAAAAAGGGGAGUUGCUCCGGGUCCGUUUUGCGCUGAAUCAAUCAUGCGCUGAAUUAGAACCAAAUAGCAAACAACUGUGUUGUAGCAGGGUGCAGCAACUAUAGCACUUUAACACGUAAAGCCGACAGCACUGUUGGUGAGAAAAAAAGAAAAUGAGUGCUACCCCGCGACAGAAAUGCAGAUGAAGGCUCAACAGAUGAUGACAUCGUCAACCACACUGGCAUGAUAACAUCGAUGGUGUGGAGGUUUUUUUUUUUUUUAGGUCGGACAUAAAGCAGAGUAAUGUGCACUGCAAAUUAUGUCGAGUACAUGUUCUCACAAAGUCGUGGAAUACCUCAAAUCUUUUCCACCACCUGAAGCAGUGCCAUGCAGCAGAGUACACGCAAUGAAAAAGGUCACAAACCCCGAGCAGAGCAAGGAGCCCGUGGCGCCUGUGCAUCCAAAACAGCCGACCAUUCAGUCUGCUUUUUCUAGCGCACCGUCUUACGACAAAACGUCGAAGAGACACAAAGACCUCACAGAUGCAGUAGCUUAUUGAACUGUAAAAGACAUUCUACCAAUAAGCACUGUUCAAUUUCAUUCUUUAUAUUGUGAUAUAUAUAUCGAUAUCGGAAAAAAAAAUUGUGAUAAACUUUUUCACAAAUCGCCCAGCCCUAAUUUCAGUACUCAUUAGUUUCCUGAUCAACCCCAAGAGGUCCUAAAUAAAAAAUGUGUGCCAGGGGAAAAGUGCUUACUGUCUGUGAAAACCAAAUAAUGCUGUAUCACAAAUCAAAUUCAUUAGGAUCCUUCUGCAGCUCUGACGGCAAAAAUAGACAAGUGAUGCAGACAUGCAAGCGCCUGACCUUCCAAAGCCCUUAACACAGGAAGAUGUAAUUAUUCCAAAAACAAUUUGCUUCCUAAUAUAAGUAGAGAAUCUGGUUUGAUGAGAAUGCAUCCUCCGGCAAGGCUUGAGUCAGCACUCAUAGCUUGGUAGCAGUAUUCCUCACAGUGUGAAGCUGACAGUAAAGAGAAGCUGAGAUCAGUGUGUGCUGUUGUUGUGUAAAACAAGAGAACCAGUUUGUUACUUUGAGACACAAACUAUCCAGUUUCAAGAUGAUGAGUGGGUUUGUUUCGCGACGUGUUUAAUGACUCAGUUUUUUCUGUUUUUAUUUGUUCAUGUGUCUGGUUUUAAUUUGAAAUGUGUCUUGUUUGAAUUUGUUUGUGCACAUGUGUAUAAGUGUUGCUAAGGUUUUCACACCAUUGCAAAUGAAAUUUCAUACUCAGAAAGCCUAACUGUAUGUCAUUCGUCACAUGUUAACUCUGGUUGUGUGUACCUGUAUGUGAAUGUGUUUAUGUGUUUCUUCUGUCCACUGCACAUCACAGGAAUGGGAAACCAGUGAGUACAGCGGCUCUCUUCUGUGUAAACCUUAAACAAGGGUGAAUGUUGCAUGUCACAUACUAUACUCAGGGAAUGUGAUGAUUCCGGUAGAGUGCGUCUCCCUAGCUCAAGCCUCUUCAAUCCUGUCGCUUCUUGUUUUAUUUUACUUUUCAGCAGCUUAUCUUCACCCACUAGUCAACAAUCAUGUCAUCAGUGGACAUGGAGGGGCUGUGUUCGCCCUCUACAUGCUCACCAGAUACCCGCAUGUUGCUCUCCUCUACUCUCCCACAUUUUAAAACUGUGCCCUCACCUGCCCCUACGUGUUUUACACUUGAACCCGAAUCUACGGUUUAAAGCUGUUUAUUCCUUUUUGACAUACAACAGUCUUCCUUCCACAAUGUCAUCAACAGCUCUCAUAAUUGAAAUGUGUUAUUUAAAAUGUGAUGUGAGGAUACACAAUAAAAAAUGUACCCAGGUGUUAUAUAGCAUACUUCGUUGCAUGUUGCUGUUUUCUGGGUUGCUAAAUGUUAAGUUGCAAUAUGAACACAACCAGCAAAAAAGCAAAGGUUUUUGUGUUCAUGGGUUUUCGGCGACUUUGAUGUUGAAUAUUCUCAAUGCAUGAAUUACCAUGAAUCUCCAUGAAUCUCCAUGUGAGCAAGAUGAGAUGCCACAAUCAAGCAGUGUGAGAGGUGUUUUCACUCUUUUUUUUCAUACUUAGUGCCCUCAAAACUAUACAUGUUCUCCUGCAGUUAAUUUAAACAUGACAAUGAAAUUAUCUAUCAAGUGUUAGCUGAAAGACAAGAAUAGGCCUAUCAGUUAAACUAUGAAUGCCAAAAAUCAUGACACCACUGAGCUAAUCAGUUACAACCAUAGACAGUAUAAGACAUAAGACAUCGCCCAAUGGUUUUCAAAGUUAAGUUUUAAAGCCCAGUGAUGACUGUCACCAGAUUGCAAAUGCUGACUCAAGCUAACUUUCGGUGACCGAGAGGUGAAGUUUAAUGGGCCUUUAGUCUGACUACCUCUGUGAGCUCAAGUCUGCCAACCUCUCAAUCAAGUCAGUCACACUGUUAUGCAGUGUCUGUACUUUGUUAACUUCUAUAUUUUUAAAACUAUAGCUGACAGGGUUCCUAUGCAAGAAUGGGAAGUAUAGAGUGUAUAGAAAUAAAUUCGAUCAAUUUCCAGGUCUUAAAAAUACUGUUUUCCAAAAUAGAAAAGUAGGUAUUUCCAAAAAUAAUUCUGAAAAGUAGGGUAUGGAAAAGUAUGGAAUUUCUAACUGAACUGACGAACCUUACCAUACAGUGGCUACAAAUAGAUGAAUGAGCAAAUCAGAGCAAAACAAGCAGAUCUAACUUUUGUCUGUUUGUUUGUUUGUUUUUUGUUCCAGGCUGUUAACAUGUUUAUUAUUGCUGUUGAGAAUGGUUUUAAAAUGAGUGUGUAUGUGGCUUCUGGGCCUUAUUGAAACAGCCUCAAGUGGACGUCCAAGGUACUGCAGUGUUGAGCAUUUCUCAAGAGGCUGUCAAAGUCCUGUCUUUGAAACCUAUCAUUAGAUUUAUAAAAGAAUUAUACGUCCUUUUUUUUUCAUGGUAGACAAAGUGUUGAGGUGUACAUUUUGUAAACCUACUCCCAGUCAUUUUACAAUGACAACAUUGAGAGGGGAUAAAUCAUGCUCUGUAACAGAACCUCAAUUUCCAAAGAAAGAGACUGGUGUCAAGUUAAAGAUGUGCUUAGGAAUAGAGUUACAGUCUGCUGUGUAUUGUUUGUUUGUUCACCAUAGUAGUUGUUAGACUUGAGAAAGAGAAGGUGAAUGUGACCGAUUUACCAGCAAAGCUUUUACACAAAUUUCACUUAACUUCCUCCUUACUGCUUCCCCAAAGCACAUUACUUUACAUGCAGCUUUUUCGUGGCUAAUUUAGUGCCACUUCCCUUUGCUUCAUCUGGUUCCAGCGGUAUGCAAAUUGCAAUGGAGGAAGUGGGGAAUUUUUUAGAUAAUUUAAAUUUCAAACUGUUCACAGGACUUCAGGUUGUACUGCUGUGUCAUGGUUAGCUGAUGACAUGCACACAAUGCUUCACAUCUAAUGAAUAUAAUCUUUUUAGACUUGAAGUCUGAAGAGUGUCUGUGAAAUGAAAAGGUGUUCAGACAGUACCUUUCCUGUACCUGAUUAUGUUGUUUCCCCAUAAGUGUGAUAUCUUCUCCUAAUCCACACUCAAAAGCCAAAUGAACAGCAAAGUGACCAGGAUGAGUUCAAACAGAGCUCCCACCUACCAUUAGAUAGGAAAGCAAUUUAGAGUCUCCCAGAUACCAUAUCAGCUCCUUUAGGUUUCCCAUGACAACAAGUAUGAAGCAGACUUCUAACAUUAGUGAAGACAGCCUAGCACCAGGUAUUUGUGUGUCUGUGUGUGUGAGAAUGUCACUGCAUGUGGGGUACUUUGUGCGUGUGUGCGUGCAUCAAUCAAUGUAGCUGGAAGAGGCCAUGUUCUACUGACAUUUAUUCUAAGAUAAGACCAGUGUUCAGUCAGGCCUUUUAUCUAACGCUUAAUGUUUCACAUAGACAUAUUUUAAUGAGCUUACAAUUUUCUGUCUUUCUGCUUAUAAGGUGAUUAAUUUUGCUUUCAUAUUGUUAAAAAAUAGCUCCUGUUUAAUCCAGAACAAAAGGUUACAUCAUCUGAUACAGACUGCGAAGUUGCCAGACAGGCAGCAGAGACAAAAGAGGAAGAGGAGGCAUGCAGAUAUGAACGUGGCUAUUUUAGUACUUCAGGUCUUGAGUUAUGGGGACUCUGACAGUUUAGAUGAAGAAAAAUACAACAGCCAGAUCCUCUAUGACCAUAAAGACUAAAAUCUAUAGCUUCUGCUGAGAAAGAGAACAGAGAAUGAACUAUUUCUGACUCUUUGGUGUCGACGACAGUAUUUCUGUACUUUGUAUCUUGAUAUUUAAUGGGGCUCAGCUUGUAAAGCCUGUUCUCAUCACUUCACUCAAGCUCACAUUACACAUGUGCUGACAUAGACUGAGAUGCUAAUGGAUUUUGGUUCUUCUUGACAGACUUCCUUUCAGACAAAUAUUUAAGUUUCUGUCUCACCACUGUUUGUUUAACAAAACCAUUUCGAGACCAAAGUGAGCACCAGGAGAAAGUCUUUGCCUCGUGUCAUUUGGGUUUUGUCAACUCUGGUUAUACGACCAGCAUCCACAGCCAAGCACACAACCAGUGUUUCCAGCAGGGCUGACAGCUCUGCUGUAGUGUGGUGUAAGAAUUGAGAGCAUUGUAUUUGUUCCUUGAAUGAACUUUGUCUACUUAUUAACCUGAAAGAUUUGACUUUUAACCUGCUUCACCAUAAAUUCCGCUUUAGCUGAUCAUAACAGUUCUUGAACAUGACAAAACUCUGGAUAACCUUUGUGCACAAUAAAACUAAACACCAUACGUUCAGGCCGGAUCUACACUGUGUGGCAUAUUAAACCUUCACAGUAAUUGCAUUGUUGCAAUACCCAAACACCCUGUUGUUGUAGAUGCAUAUCUUCAACAACUUUAAAAAUAAGCAUGGAUCAAGUCUAGCCUGGUCUAAUGUUCAAUACCUUUAAUGAUGUUUUGUGGGUGAAAAUGGUUUGAGAGAAGAAGCUGUGUGUACUGCAUUCUUUAGGCAUUUGAGACACAAGAAAUUGCCUUUGCAACAACUGGUCAGAUUAUGCAACAGCCUGUUUGUCUGGCUAUUUGAACACUUGUCUCUGUUUCCUUCUGCACACUUCCUACCCUCUUCACACAAACAUUCCCAAAACCUCUUCAGUUAAGACCCAGAAAUGAAACAUGCACAGCACAUAAAAAUAUAUAAUAAAAAUGAACGAGCUAAUAUAGUGACAAUGAUGAGACUCCCCUCCACGUGUUGUUGUUGAUGUUUUUUACAUGGUAUAAUUGAAAUUAUUUGAAGUCCUUCUAUUUUUGAAUGGAACUUAACAAAAUAUAAAGUACUUGGCUUAUUAAGAUCUACUCGAGAUUUUUCUUUAUGGACCUCAGUGUACCCAACGGGAAUCAUAUAAAUGAUAUAACUGUGUUGUCACGUGUAGCAAAUAUUGAAACAGAUUUUAGUAAAUCAAGUCUUGACAUUUCUUUUACUAUAAUUGGUCAUCACACUAUCAACAAUGUAACAAAAGUCAGGUCAGUUCUGUUUUUCCUGUAAGUGAGGACUGUUUUCCAAAAUAGAAAAGCGACUGCUGAACUCUUGGUAUUUACAAUUAUUUCCUCUUUUCCCUUCCCCUAGCAUUGUUUCUGACCGUAACAACAAGAAGAUGCCUCUUGGUGACGACUGCCAUGCCUGGAAAAAGAAGACCACUGAUGUAAGGGAUCAGUUCGACUUCAAAGAAGUCCUCGGAACGUAAGUGUGUCACUGCUAGCAGUUUUAAGUACCUUGCAUUUCAGCUUACCUUGGUAUUUGUUCUUGCGCUCUAAUGCUGCUUUAAGAAAGAAUCGCCUUUUAGUUAGGUGGACAAAACCACAAGUUUGCAGUUCUUUUGAAGCCUGGUAGCAUGGAUUAACUUUUAUUCAUUGCGCCCGAUUUUGCAAAGAAAACUGAUGCUGUGUGAUGACUGGAUAUUUGCAAAGGAGAUAUGAAUUUAUGAUUGUGAAACUCACCUCAUGACCGGGUUUCUGUUUGCUCUGUCAAUGUGUCAUCGCUUUAAGUAAACCGAUGUAAUGCUGUUUUGGUCAGCAUCCAAUUUAAAUAGGAUUUAUGCCUCAUUACACAUGACAGGCUCUAACACAAUCUAGAUAGGACACAAGCUGCAAAGGUAUUUGAUCAGGUAUUUGUGACUGUGUAGAUGCAGGUUCCUGGGGCCAUUUUUAGCACCUUUAUCAGUGAAUAGGCUUCAAAUGAAUCUUCUAAUGACACACUAGGCUGAGAGGCACAGGAGAGUUUGUAUUAUAGCAGAUAAGAUGACGCAGCAAGGUUCAGUAUUUGUUUUGGCCUGAAACAUUGCUCAGCACACAGUGAAAGUAACAGAGGCAGGCGCUGGCAAACAUUUAUCCAGUGAAUCAUUUGAGUGCAGACUGUGUCUGUAGGAUGUGACCUGAGCACCAUUACAGGUCUGUGACAUGUUUGUGUGGGCAAAAGUCCAACAACCAUUUCUCUGGAUGGCAAAAAGGAUGUUGUCCAUGAAGUGAAAAGGAGAAAUUAUAAGAGGUCAGUGUGUAUAGUCUAAUUUAUUUCAAUUCAAUAAUGAUGUGUUUUUUGUGUGAUAGAAAAGUUUUAGGGUAUGUGUUUAUAAAGAUCCUUAUUUUUGUUUGUUUCAACAGUAGAAUUACCUCUCAAGACACUGUCACAAACCAAGCUUUACACAGAGGCAGUAAACUCAGCAUGCAAAUGGUCUUUCACUGAACACUUCUUAAGAAAACGCAGCACUACAUAUGUAGCAGUCAUUAAAAAAAAAGCUGGAUUCAAGUCAACACCUCUGACACAAUAAACCAACAUUAUCCCUUCACAAAGAGGAGUUUACAGCCUGGCUGCUGGAUUGGAUUACAUAGAUUUGAGGACUGUGAUGAGAAACUUGUAACUCUCUUAAGAAUUUCCCAGUGGGCUUAAAAAGUUGACAUGCAGCUAAAUAUAACAUGAAACAACAGUGAAGAAUUCCAUUAAAGCUUAAAGUGUGAAUCUUCUGAAAAAAUACAUCUUCUCCUACCAUGGCUUGUCUUCAACCUGAGGACAAGAAAGUAAUUCCUUGACUAAGGUCAAACUCAUUUGAUUUCUUCUCAAAUACAUGUUCUUUUUCUGCUUAUUUCCAGUAUUUUAUAAGUAGAAACACAAAAAAUAUUAACAGUAUUAGGUUUUAGUCAUCUGCUCUUACCAAGGACUUCACUGUAUCCUUGGACCUUUUCAGUGUUAAUAUCUACAUAGUUGGUGAGUGUAAGACAUUUGAAGAGGGGCUUGGCUGCUUUAAAACUGUAAGAGAUGAAGGCAGUAUUCAUUGAAAGAACUGGCCUGUUUCACAUACAGCUGUGUCUGUGUGAGUGAAGGUAUCUGCACCUGUAUUAGCUAGCUUAAGGGUACGAGGUGGUCACGGGCUGGAAAAUGAUCCUGAAUACUGUUUCUGUAUUUUGUCUUGACUUCUGUCAGACAGCGCCUCAUUGUUUGCCGUUCUACUUUUCUUUUUGAAAUCCUUUUUUUAAACCUCUUAACUUUUUAGGACACUGUGUGCAUGUUUGUUUCUGUGAGUGAGUGUCUGUAUGUGUGGGUGGGUGCUAUCUAUUUGUCUCAAAAUGGAGUUGUUUGGUUUCUUGUGAGCAGAUGGCCUUCCCCUCACUCAUCGUUUGUAGACCCGUAACUCAUUUGCACUUCUUAAGCUUGACUCAGUCUGUUUUGUGUUUGUGCAAGCGAGGAGGAAAACUAUUAGCGUUAGCACCGACAUAUUUUUUUCUUCACGGAAAUUGCACAUAUUCCAUCACAGAGACAAGACCAUUUUUGUCUUCCAAAAUGCCCCCAUGGAUUGACAAUGUCCUCCUGUCUUAAUCAGUCUGUUUUCCAUCCUCAAGUCAAACCUUUUGAACUCUCCUAAAUAGGGUUGGGAGAAAAAAUCGAUACAGCGUAGCAUCACAAUAUUUUACAUGGUGAUAUAUUGUAUUUUCUCGUUGACCAAGUAUUGAUUUUACAAAAUAAUUGUUAGUAUAAAGUCAAAUCUAUGAUAAUGGAAAAAUGAAAUCAACUGUUUGUCCAGUGAGGUUGGCAGAGGUGACAUCAUAGAGCAGGAGAAAGUUAGUACAACAAAUAUAUAAAAAGUUUGCAAGAUGUGCUACAUGAAAAGAAAUACAGCAUAAAUAAGACAAACAUAAAAGAAAGACAAAUGCUAAAAUAGCUAAACAGUUGAAAAUUUUGUAUAAAUCGUAUUAUAUUGUAUUGUUAUUUAUUUUAUUUUAUUUUGUUUAUAUAUUUAUUUAGAAGUCAGAACAUGCAUAUUAAUGAACAUGCACAGCAGUAACUGUAAAUAUGCCAGAUUCUAGCCCAAUGGGCUAUAGUUAUAGUUAUAGGGUUAUAGUCACUGUACUGCAAAAUGUUGAAAAUUGCAAUAAUAUCGUUUUGUUGCCAGAGUAUCAUGAUAAUAUCGUAUCGUGGGGCCACUUGUGAUUCCCACCCCUACUCCUAAACUAGCAGAAGAACCGUGGGCCUGUGUUUGUUCCUGAAACUAAAUCCCUUGGAGUGACCAGCAGCUACAUAUUACUUUUAAUCCUGGUACUCUUUGUAACAUGAUCCAUCAUCAUGGAUGCUAGGUGUCAUGAGACAGGAUAUUUAUCCAAGGCGUGCCACUUUUUGCACACACCCACAUCCUUGUUGGUUGGGAUUAAGCCGUGGGAAUCCAAGAAGAAAUCCAAGCUCGUUAAGUGAGUUCAUAAAGCCUCCCUAGGCCAUAGGCACAAAUGCAAAGGAAGUCAAAAAUACUUAUGCACCGAAAAAAGAGAACUUAAAUCUCCGGAAUUUCAAACACAGUAGGAAACAGUGCAAUAAAGUCAGUUGUAACAGCUGGAUGGCUACUCCACCUCCUUUUGGUCUUAAUCUCUUCUCUACCGUAAACAUGGCCAUGAAGAGGACCAAGAUCAUAACUUGGACUUUGUAACUGCUCAUAUGAAUUUCUAUAAUACCUCCAAGUCAGGAUGAAAUAUUCCCAUUAUUUUGCCAACAGUCUCUGUAUACAAAAAACCAUGAGAUAUCUACAAGAAGCAAAAUGAAGCUCAAGUCAAAAUGUAAGAAUGUAUAAAGAGGACUGAUGAUGGGUGCAAACAGAAAUAGUUUUCCAGCCUUCUACCCUUCCAUUGUCUCCUCUCCAGUUUUCCACCUGCCCUCUGUCACAUCACUCAUCUGCGUGCCAUAUUCAUUUGUCAUUGCUUGAUUGUUGUCUAGGUAACAAAAGGAAACACUUUCCAUAAUGGACUUAGUCACGAUGGAAACUAAGUUUUUUGAUUUGCUAUUAAUAAUCCACCGGGUCUAUGUCCUGUGUGCACUGUACAAGACUUAAACACACUCUCUCUUUCUCUCUCCCUCCCUGCUUAUUUUAACAAGAAAACAAAGCAAACCUCAUGACAGUUCUCCAAAGAUGAGCUCAAAUUUAAUGCAUCUUUAGAUAGAAAGUGAAUGUAGGUGCUGUGAAUUGUCUUAACGCUGAGUAAAUACAGUUUUGUGUUCUUUAUGUCAAUCUUGCAAAAGAGUUGUUGAUCUCACUGGUUAAAUAAAGGUUUGACUAAAAAAAAUUGCAUGCGAACUAUUUAACUGGUUAUUGGUUCUUUGUCAAGAUAUCAUAAAGAUAGUUUUAGUUGCAUGUGAACAGGAUAGCUAGUUCCCAUAUCGAAUUACUUAGACCAAAUGGGGACUUGUAGCAGCAGCAUGUGUUGGUUUGUGAAUCGAAUCCCUAGCAGCUGCCUCCUGUAUUUGUAAUCAAAACAGAUGGGAAUUAAUAAUGCACACGCAGGCAACAGCACUUUCACUGCAAUCAACUCAAAUCCUCUUUAGCUGUCUUUCUUUUCUCAUUUCUGUGACUUAUGUUAAUCUAUUCCCCCCACUCAACCUCUUUCUUUCACUCUUGUUUUUCUGUUUUUAUUUUUAUCCGCCCAAUCCACCCAAAGACAAAUCCCCGCUGUCACAAAGAAAGCUCCAUUUCAGCUCUCCAGCCCUGUCACCUGCUCCCUGGAUGUUCUCUGGCUUUAUUGGAAUCCACACGAUAAGCCUAAAAGUGCAGUCCUGAUGAGAAAUUUCAAAAGCCAAAUUACUGUUUGUUCCUACAUUUAAAUUCUUAGUGAAAUUAAAAAUCUGAACCCCAAUCUAUUUAAAAACCAUAACAAAAUCAUCUUUUUUCCAUUCCACAGAGGCAGCAUGACAGCAUUACUUUAAAUGUUUGGGUUCCCUCGGCUUUCACAGUAUUUUCCUUGGCUGGGUUUCAAAUAUUGAUUUUUCCUUGCGCUCUCCCGCAUUUGUUGUUCAGUGUGUCAUCAGUCAAAGCCGUCUAAUUUAGGUUCACCGGUCACAUUUUGGAACAUUUUUAUUGGUUUCUUGGAAAACACAGCAGUCCUGCACUGUGACAUCAGGGACUAUUUUUAGCAUUGUACGACAUUUUCAUUCGUGCCCAUUUAAAGUAGUUUGCAGUUCUAUGACUGAUGAUCAUUUUAUUUUUAAAACCUUGUGAAAUACUACCGAACUUUGUUUUAAAUUGUUAAAAUGAACUGAAAAUCCUCCUUUGGCAUCCUCACUUAAGUGUUUUUUCCAUCGUUCCCACACCCAGAUGUUUAACAUGAUGACCAAUUGCUCAUGGGCCAUGUUCCCUUUACUGGCAUUUGAAAGUCGGGGCAAGAUCUCAAGCCAUGAGCAGCAAUGGGAAACACUCUACAUUACAGCCUAGAAUACUCUGCAAAACACAGAGUGGAUUGGGGAAGUGGGGAGUGAGGAUAAGAGAGAAUGAUGUAGUCAGUAAAAAUCAUUAUGGCUGAUGGAUUAGCCCUGGCCUGUUUCUGUCACCCAGGUCGAAACAGUCACCCUAUUCCCUGUCUACUCUGGUGAUCAUGUGUACAGCUGUGGGCUACAAUUGAUUUGGAAAAAGGGGUUCAUGUGUCAGUCGGGGACUGAGAACAUCAACAACAACAAAUCAUAUAGGCCUUUUAUAUUUAACGAGCAGACCAAACAGAUCUCCACAUGCUCGCCAGAGGCACCCUGACUGCUGUUGGGUACCUGGAUGAGAUCUUCAGACCCACUGACGGACUAUAUGUAACUGCAGUGAACCCUGGCUUCCUUCUGCUGCAUGACAAGUGACCAGAGUCAGCAGUUCCUAUAUUAAGAAGGCUAUUGACUUGCCCCCUCGUUUUCCAGACCUGAAACUAAGGAUGUGCCGAUAUACCAUUUAAUUGCGAUAUGCGAUAUUAAACGGCCGCGAUGAUGAAAUCGUAAGGUACUGUAAGAAUUGUUCCAAAAUUAUAAUUUAAAGACGAGUGGCAUCGUCACUCAGCGGAGGCGAGCACUUACUCGCUUCAUUCGCGCACCAACGGUAAUUUCAACGGUAAUCCCUGCCAAUUCAACUUUUACAAUUUACCAGGUAGUCUGACCUCCACACUCACUUGCCUCCAGACGAGCUCCUUUUUAUUACGGAUUCAGUAAUUAGAAGAAAGGGUAUCAUAUAAUUCGGGGCACCCACACAACGACACACGAUCAGUUUGUCCUCCAUUUUAGGAACCAGUAAACAAUCGUCCGUUUUCAUACAUUACCUGGCAACCUUUGUGCUUGUUAUUACAAUGCAGAUAUCCACUCAACUUGAGACAUUUCCAGCUCACGCCCAAUUCGCGUCAUUCGCGCCGCCAGAGUAGUAGGAGUGUUUAAUUGCGUCUUUGCAUUGACUUAGCAUGUAAUUCAUUCACGCGAAUGGUUUUACUCGCACUUGGUGUGUGGAGACAGUAAGAUAUGUGGGAAAAUUUGUCACUUAGGCUCUACCUUAAUGUCGGGGGAAAUUUUUUGUUUGAAAGUGACAAAACACUUGACGGUGUCCGUCUCCUAAAUCUCUUCAUGAAUCAUUUUAUCCGAGGUACAGGAUACAAGUCUUGGUUACCAACCAUGUGUCUGUCUCGCUCUAUACCACAUGACACAAGAGGGCACAGUAUCUGCUUUUAUCAUUUCCAUUUCUAGGUCUUAUUCAUUCAUUCAUUCAUUCAUUCAUUCAUUUAGAGAGAUGGAGACCUCUGUGGACAUUCUGCUCACCACAAAAUAUAGGCUGCUUACGAUCAAACAAGCUCAUCUCCCAGUUUGCUCCAACAUUAGCGUGUGAUUAAGAAGAGCAGCAUCUAAAAAACUGCAGAUGAUUCUGAGUCCAUGUUGUUAUUCACUUCAUUGCUAUGAUGUGUAUCUCCCCAAUCUCAAGAUAGUGAGUAGGCAGCCUACACAUCCCUCAGUCAUCACUCUUCAAUGUCAUCUUGCAAAUCUAAAAAGUUAAUUGAUGUGCAGACAGUGAGGAAAGCAGAACUGGAGCUUGCGUGAAUUGUAGUGUAGACCACAUUUUGGGUAGCUAUUUUGGAUGGCUUUUUUGAUAAUCAGUGUUUGUAUGCAGAGCCAGAAUCAAUUGAAUUUAAAAUGAUGAUAAACAAAGUGGUUCAGAGAAAAGGAAACAGCCACCUUUAUAGAGCAGAUGAGUCCCCCAGCAUGAUAGCUGUCCCACUUCAUCUAUUUUUCAUCUCUCUCCAUGCUUCUCUUUUGCUCUCUCUGUACUAACUCUCCCUCACUCCUCAUCAUUUACUACUACUCAUCAUUUUUAUCCCCUUGUAUUCAGUUUUAAUCUGUCUUUGUUCUUGCUUUUCUUUUCUUUUCUUUUGUAGUUCGGCUGGGUUGUGACUAAGCUGCGGUAAAACAUAGAGCUAAGACCUUACUUCGUUAUAAAGAGCCCUGUGGCCCUCAAAGCACAGGACAACAUGUUGCUGUGUCUGCCCUUGUAAUUCUGUCUCAGCCACUGCUAAGACCGUAUAGGAGUAAUGAGCAAGGCCUGUGGCACGAUACUCUGCCUCUGUCUAUCCCUUAAUCCAUCCACACCGGUCUUCUCUGUAUCUUUUAUAAUUCAGCUGCUGAAUAUCCUCUGUGUAUAAAUGCCCUCCAAAUCAACUUUUGGGUUGUCUGAAAAUAUGAAAUACGUUUGAAGGACAAAAAUGAGGUCAGUCAUUGUUUCAUUUAGAGACGUUAUCAGAUUGAUUCUUGAACUUUGGCAGUCAUAACAAAGAGAGUAUAUCUGUUCUUUUGAAAAGUGAUAGCCCGGGACCAUUUCCAACUCCCCACCCAAUCCUGAAAAUUCAUCCCCGCUUAUAGCACCCUUAGCCCUUCAGCCCCGGUCUGACCUAAUUCAAACAGAAGCUCUCAUCUCAGCACAGAGCAGCUCAGCAUAGCAUACCCUGCCGUUCCUGGAAUACACACACAUGCACACACUAACUCAAGCACAUGUAUGACCACUGCCUGGCCCACUUAUGAAUCUUCAUCUACUCUCAGCAGUGUAUCCCCUCUAACAAUAUGAAGUGCACUUGCAGGCUUGUCAUGCACAUCUUCCCACAGUCUUUCUCAUUAUAAUCCCUUAUUGCCCGUAUUCCCCCCACGAUUAAAAGUUUCAGACUGUCUACAUAUCAGCAAAGCGAGUCAUGAACACUUGUAUUGUAUUUUUAUCUACUGUUUCAAGAGUCAUCAAGGGAGCAUUAAUUUUCUUUGGCUUUGAAGCUAAUUACCAAGCAUUAUCGAUUUUGUCCCAGUGUUUCAUUUCAACUGUGUGUUUCCGAUGUAAUUCCUCCCUCAUUUCCAGUGUUUUGGACUCACAGCAGUGGAAAGUGGGUUCUAUUCUGGAGCACUCCGAAUGGCAUUAACUGAAUUAAGGCCGCUAAACGGCUAAUUUGUUGGCACACAAUUGCUUACAGCCACCACGGUGUAACAGUAUCCGUUCAUUCGAGUCAUGUUUCCAGCCACCUGACAGGUUUUAGGUUCAGCAAUUACUCUGUAUUUAAGCUACAUUUUUGUUGCUACCAUCUCCCAAAGGGAAUAUUUGUACAGCUGUAUUUAGCUCUGUAGUUUUUUAAAAAUAUUUUUAGCAGCUUGUUGUUAAGUAGGUCUGUCAGGGAUUACUGUGGUUUUAGUAGGUUUUUUUGUUGUUUUUGUUCUUGUUGUUUCUGUUUUUGCUUGAAGUCUGGUCCUCUGUUGGAAACUGAGUGACAGCUGUGAGAUUUAACCAGUUAAGGACUGAAAUAGUACUGCCUUGCAGACCAUCAUAAUACAUCAAUACUCUAAAUAUGGUUGACAGUGACACUCUAUUGGGAAUGCUUUAUUUGAGUUGCCUUACUGAUAGCCUCUAUUAAAACUGGCCAUCAGAGUAAUGCAAACAAUCUUGAGCAACCUCUACUCUUCAGAUGUACUUUACAUUGUAUUGAGCUUUGACGCAAAAUCACUGUACAACUAUGUCACAUAAUGGCCAUGAACACAGUCAAAAUAUUCCAACACUUGUGUGAUUGAUGGUCAUAACAACACUUAAAUUUCUAGGAUAUUAUUAUUGAUGAAGGUCAUGAUGGAAGGUGCAAAUUGAGUGUUACUCUAUCUCAAACUUUGCCCUUUUGUAUGCUCAUGCACCGUUCCAGUUUUAAUGGUAAAUUUUAUCCCCAAAACUAAAACCGUGUACACGCAUACAAAGGGCUUUUUUUUUCUCUUAAAGGGAUAUUCCGGCAUAAAUUUAAGUUACGGUUAAACACACCAUAACACCGAGUUAGACACCCCCUCGAUGAGAGAUGACUGCCUGCUUCUCUAGUUAAACAAACUUCAGCAACGACCACACGAUAGCAACACGCAGCGGUCUACAUCUCCACACGCAAACUUCAACUAAAAAGCCACUCUAUAUAAAUAAUGCUCAGAACAGCACUUAACACCUAUCUCAAGGAAGAACAUUUAUGAUUAUUUCUUCAUGGAAAUGCAAUCAGAGUUCUCGUGUAUCUUGUAUGUGCACUGCAGGCGCUGUAGUUCUUCUCCCUUAGCGCCUCGGUCUGAUUGCAUUUCCAUGAAGUAAUAAUCAUAGAUUUUCCUCUGCACUCUGUGAUCGACUAAUCAGGGCUCCCCCACAAACAAGCGGCUGCUGGAGGAGACUAGGUGGGUUGUGUUUAGUCCCUUUGCUAAAGAAACCAGGCAAAGCUAAAAAGAUGUUUGAUGGCUGGUACUAUGGCAGGGACCCUUUAUGUACUGUUGAUGAAGUUAGGUGCUGUUCAGAGUAUUAUUUGUGGCUACGAGUGUCGUUUUGGUUGAGGUUUGUGUGGGAGACGUAGACCGCUGUGUAUUGCUAUCGUGCGGUCUUUGCUGAAGUUGGUAUAACUAGAGAAGAAAGCGGUCGGCAAUAUUCAUCUCUCAAGGGGGUGUCUAACUAGGUGUUACAGUGUGUUUGACCCUAACUUAAAUUUAUGCCAGAAUAUCCCUUUAAGGUAUUCACUCCUGCCAAAAUAUCUCUAUGCUGCUCAUACUUCUUUCUUUGAUCCAGUCUUUUUUUUUUCCUUCUGAGACAUGUUUUUAAGUGCGCUGAGGUCUGCAGCCAGAGAACAGUUACUGGCAGUGAGUCAUAGCAGCACCAUGGCAACAUUCAUAAGACGGUAUAAUUAAGAUGAAAACGAAAAAAGAACUGAUGGGACUAGCUGAAUUUACUGGUUAUGACAUAAAGGUAAACUAGACAUAUCUUUUCAUUGUUUACAAAAGUACCAGCUAUCAACAUUAUAUUUCAGCAUAUUUCAGUAUAACUAGUGCAACCAUCAAUGGCACAGGAAUGUUUAUCAUCACAGAAAGGAGCUCACUUUUAUAUAGAAUCUGCGUCUUGAAGCUGUGCUCACAUGCUCCGCUGCUGUUGCUUGGGUGAAGGACAGGAUCUAUCUGUGCUUCUCCUCAUUAGGCUGCUCUCACGUUUGUGCCUAAAAACUGUCAUUAUUUCCACACCCUCAAGACCAACCUGAGAUGUAAACUGAUGAAUUUUACUACAAUGUGGACUAAUUCAUAAUACACAAGAAAACCGAUAUUUUGGUCAUUGAUUUUAGUUUGUCUUUUGUGAUCAGGUUGUGCCCCAAGUCACUUUUCCUGUUAUCUCUUCUCACAUUAAAAAAAAAAUGUCACUACUUUGUUGCCCCAAUCAAAACAAAAUCAUAACUAAAUACUAAAUAGAACAGCUCAUUAAGUAAUUAAUUUCUCACUUGGGGAACACAAACAGAUGCAAACACAUAGUUGAUCACAUAAAUUGUUCAAAGUCUAAUAUUUACUUAGCUUUUCUUUUUUCUUUUUUUUUUCAGUGUUUACCAUCUCAUAGUGGAAAUAUCUGGUCAUUUAGCUGCUAAAUCUGUGCAAGUAUUCACAAGUUUUGCUGUUUGUUGUUUAGCAGGUGUCCUUUAACUGUUUUAGAUAAGGUGAUGCUUUCUAGUGAUUUGGAAGAGCCGAACCUGAACAGUGAGCUUAAAUACCCCUAAGUACUCAUAUUUAAGCUGUUGGACAACUUUGUGAGGGUUUAUUACAGAUAGCCACAAGUCAAAGGAGUAGUUAUAUCCAUGGUAAUUUAAAAUAUAUAAAUGAAAAGAGUUUAAAAGAAACAAAACACCACCCUUGCAGUCAAAUUUUUAAAGGAAAGAUUAAAUUAAAAAUUAAAGGAAGGAGUGUCCACUGGAGCACUAAACCUAGGUUAGGUUUACACUUCACUGUAUUUGGGCAGCCCACAGCGCAAAGAUGGUCUUUUCCUGUUUUUGGGCCAGAUUCUCAGUUGGGCAUCUCUCAGCUUUUGAUUGGACCAGAUGGUCCUUCCCUAUGUCUCACUGACCUUUCCACAGUUACCAUUUUGUCACCAGCUUUUAUACCUUCUUCAUCAGUGUCUCAGCAGGACAGAUGGCACAAUUGUUGGAAGUCGGAGAAACGUGGGAUUAAUAUGUGAAAACAAUAAUGGUGGAGAAAUUAGUCAGGGGAGGUCUGUUUUCCCAUAAAACCACUCGUCACACAAGGAUAGCAUCUCUGUUAACAGGAAGAGAAAGGAAAGUGAGACGAAAUUUUAAUCUAAAAUCUUAAUCAAGCUACAAAUGAAAAUGUGAGGACUGCAUGUAAAAGUGUGACAGCAAUAUUAAUGGUUUUACAGUGUUUUUUUUUAAGACUUAUGUCAAUCUGCUAUCAAAUAUAAGAAUGAAUACUUUUGGGCUGUGUGCAUGUGUGUGUUUGUGUGUGUUUUGUUUAUGAGCGUGAGCACAAAUGACUGCAUUUCUCGGUUUUAAUUCCUUUGAUGCACUGAGUGAAACAUUGUGAUGCUCGCAUGGAAAGGUUGCUCACAGAGACAGACCAAGCAACACUACCUGUGUAUUUUAAGCAAGCAGCUUCUUUGAGGAUAGAUGAGAAAGACGGACAUUUAGUAAGGGAAAGAAGAGAGUUUUGAUCAGAAUUUCCAAAAUUGCACAGAGUGGGGCAUUGAAACAUAUGUUGUUUAAUCGUCAGGUAAAUAGUUACUCACUGUUUCAGGCUGCACACAUGUAAAGGAUGUUGCCACGCCUUUCUAUGUUUAAACAUUGUGUAAAGAAUUUGCACAGUGGAUUUCUAAGGUCACACCCACUGUUUGGAUAGUGGCAGUAAGCGUGUCUUUAUUGGGAGUUCAGUGGUUAAUAGCUGUGCAGUGGUGUUUGUGUGUUUGAGUUUGACUGUUGGUGCUUACACUUCCUGGACCCGGGUCCCAUGGUGGUGAUAAGAAUGUCCUGUUAGGAGCAGGAACGGCUCUGUAAACACGGUUGUGUACUUUAUCUAUCAGUCCAAAACCUUUGCUGGGAUUAAACCCUCGGCAAACCCAGCACACCUCUCAUCCAGCCAACCAUCAAACAUUAAUCAGAAUAACACUCUUCAGGGUUUCUGACCCUUGUCUUUGACAAGCUCAGAGUAGCCUGUUGAUUUUUCCUCAAUUAGAGGGUGGUUUUUGCCCUGAUUUUUCAGUGGCUAUGAUGACAUUUUUGAACAAAUUUUGUCAGGGUUUGCUGUAACAUUCAUCCUAUAGCUGAACACACAGUAGGCCUCAGAGGGUCAGUGGUGCAAUAGCUUCCUGCCAUGUAGUUUGGCUUCCCUAUGCUGCUUGUGAAAGAAGGGACACAACAAAACUACAAGAGGGGCAGCACAAACAGAUGCAAACACAUAGUUGAUUACACAAAUUGCUCAAAGUCUAAUAUUUAAAUAUUUACUUUGCUUUUAGCCUUUUUUUCAGUGUUUACCAUCUCAUAGUGGAAACAUCUGGUCAUUUAGCUGCUAAAUCUAUGCAAGUAUUCACAAGUUUUGCUGUUUGUUGUUGUUGUUUUAGAUAAGUUGAUGCUUUCUAGUGAUUUGGAAGAGCCGAACCUUAACAGUGAGCUUAAAUACCCCCAAGUACUCAUAUUUUAGCUGUUGGACAACUUUGUGAGGGUUUAUUACAGAUAACCACAGGUCAAAGCAUGGAGUAGUUAUAUCCACAGUAAUUUAAAUUAUAUAAAUGAAAAGAGUUUAAAAAAAAAACACCACCCUUGCAGUCCCAAGAGGGGCAGCAUCUCCUGCCUCUGUAACAGUAUCAACAUAUAUAUAAAUGUCUACCCUUAAAAUUUAUCCCAAGGAUAAAUCAAGCAUUAGAGCAAAGAGGUUUAUCAACUAGCCAGUAGUCACAUAAAAAUUGUGUUUAAUAUAACCCUGAUUAAACAUCUCUGGCAAAAAGAACUGCAUUGUAAUGAAUACUGUGAAUAGUCCACAGUAUUCAGAAUAAUCCUGUCUUCAUUAACUAGAUACAAUCAAGUACAUUAAAGUGUUGGCCUACAGAAGGAAAUAAGGAAAUGUGAGAUGAAGCAAAAAACAUUUUGGAACAUACUUCAAUUACAUUUGACCAAGGCUUGUUGCCUAUAAUAUUCAACUGAUUUACAAAUGCGAGCAAACAAAAAGUUUUGUCAAAGUUUCAACUGAAUGUAAUAAUUUAUAAUACUCCUAAAUACUUUGAAUAAGUUAUCUUAGAUCAUAAAAAAUGAUCAGAUUAGCCACAGUAUGGUAUUACAUCAUAAGACAAACAUGUUCCACUUUUAGGGUCGUGGUUACGAAACAGCCUGUCCAUCCACAUUCAUAGACACAUAAGUGUUCUUGGAUUUUCCCAGUGUUUGUGCAAACUACUGUGUGACACUUCCCCAGAGCCUUGUAGUCUGUCAGUGGGUGCAUGGAGAAUGUCAACGAAAUCCUCCAGAUGCUGCAGAGGAAUUUGCUGCACUGACAUCCUCCUCGACACAGCUGGAUCUUUGCCAAAGCUAAUGGCCUUUCUCUCCGGGGCAGUUUUUACUGUCUUGUUGUGAUUGAACCAUGAGGCCUCGUUCUGAGGAUAAAUGUUACUUUAAUCAAGGAACACAGUGUUGUGUUACCGCUGGGACAUUAAUAACACCAAAGAGAUACACUAUGAGCUAGUGUAUCUUUCGUCCUAUCAUUCUUAGUGAAUUCUUAAAUGACACCUUGAAAGCAUGGUUUGAGAUUUCUAAUCUCCAGGUUGGGACGCCCAGUGGGACUUCUCAAUAACUGCUACUGGGCAUUUUAAAGACUCACGCAUCAUUCUCUUGGGUAUUAUUGUUCCCUUCUGAAUGAUAUCCAAAAUGAUGCAAAGGCAGUGCACAAAGCUACACUAAACACAACUGUAGAUGUUUGCAUGUUGAUUGAUUGAGCAACCAAACCCACCUUGGUUGUUUGCUCAGGGAGUAAUGUAAACAAAGCAGCAAGAGUACACAAGGGUAACGCUUUAAUGUUGACACUUUAAUGAACUUUUGUCAGUAAGUAAACUCAUCUUGUGUGCACUGGACGCUUCAGAAAAUACACGUGUUUUCCUAAAAAGCAGCUUGAGUAUCAGUCUGAGCGCGCUACAGAUCAGUGCCUUAGUAAUAUUCCAGUACGCCAGUCUGCAUGUGCUGCUUAGAAGAUAAGAAUCAACAAACAAAUGUACCCAAAUGAGUGGCUGAAGUUGUACGUACCCAGACGCUUUUACAGCCUGAAGAGGACAUUGUUCACUGGGAAGUUGUGAUCUCUGUGUCACUUUCUUUUUUUGUCACACUGGCACGAAACUAUUCACACCUUCUACGCAGAGCUGAUAAAGUAUCUAUCUGCAAACCUCGUGACUGGAUAGUGAUGGUUCCUCUCCACUCAUUCACUCACUCACACAAACACACACACACAGCUACAUGCAUCUGAGGAACUGAAAGCUGACAUUCAUCCAGCUACUCUCACACAUACACAGACAUCACAUGUGCAGAUACCAACACAUCAUGGUUACAGCCUUCUUUUUCGCCAUGUCUUUGUCUCAUCAUGUCUUUGUCCCCCAACAACUCUAACUUCGACCUACAUAACUUUAUUUUUUUUGAUUGGUGACACUCAAAAUCUUUUCCAUCAAUGUUUUAGGGGUGGUAGAAAAAAUUGAAACAGCAUAGUCAUCGCAAUAUUUUUUCUGGUCCAUAUAUCGAAUCGUCUUAUUAACCAAAGAUCCACUUUUCAAAUUAAUUUCUCAUAUGAAGUCAGAUCUAUGAUAAUGGAAAAAUGAAAUCAACACUCUGUCCAGUGAGGUUGGCAGAGGUGCCAUCAUAGAGCAGGAGAAAGUUAGUACGACAAAUAAGGUUUGCAAGAUGUGCUACAUGAAGAUAAAAUACAGCAUAAAUAAGACAAACAUAAAGGAGAGACAAAUGCUAAAUUAGCUUAACAGUUGAAAAAAAUGUAUAAAUCGCAAUAUAUUGUAUCGCAAUACUCACUGUAUUGCAAAAUGACAAAAAUCACAAUAAUAUCAUAUCAUAGCCCAAGUAUCGUGAUAAUAUCGUACCAUGAGGCCACUGGUGAGUCCCACCCUUAUAAUGUUUACCACAUGUUUUUGGAAUACUGCCAACAUUUAUUGGCAGGUCUUUUACGAGAUAACGGCUAUUCCAAAGUAAACACUUGUUCACAAUGAGUUAAUGGAGAGUAAAUGAGAAAACAAUGGAGGAAGCGUGAGUAUAGUAUGACGGGUUAACAUCCUUGUAAAAACAGAAACUGUGCAUCCAAAUCUGAAGUCUAAAAGACAGAGGUUGUUGGCCCACCAUGAAAGUUUAUUACAAACUUCUUUUCACUAUGACAGCAUCAUCGUAUGUUUUAGAUUAUCUGAAAGCUCAGCUAUAUCCUUCUCUGUAGUUUGUAUCAUAAUGUGGAUCUUUCACGUCAGACAAUUUAUAGUUAUUGAAACCGUCACAUGGGCAACUCUAAAGUGAACACCUGCAAAGUGUAAACAACUUGUUGGAAACUCCAAAUCUUUACCCAAGGCCAUGAUCACAACAUGAGAUCUCAUUUUCCUGAUACACAGAUGUUUUGCAUCUGAGCUAAUUGCAGUAAACAAGCGAGUGGUCCUUCAUUCUCUGUUUGCUCCGUAUGCCCUGGGUCUUUGACCGAAAGUGUAUGAAAUGAAAUACGGGAGGCUGGUCUUAGUCAGAGGAAAAUGGCCCCACAAAUCAAAAUGAUUUUCCAUUGUGUUGAAGUCUGCUGUUGCCUCACUCAGAGCAGUAAGAGCAUGAUUUGCAGGGUUUACUGUUGCUUUAGGUCAUAUUAUCUGUAAACAAAGCUCUUUUUGUAACUGCAGAAACAAUGCAGACUCAACCUCAUCAAUUAUCAAGUUGACUGUAUGAAGCUGUAUGAAUGUCACACAGCAUAGUAGGUAGGGAUGGGCGAUAUGGGCUAAAAAACGUAUCACGACAAGUUUUGCCAUUGUGGCGAUAAUGAUAAAAAUCCGGAUAAAAAAUAUUAUAAUUCCUAUCAAUGUUUUUGACUCAUUCUGUCUUGAGGACACCAGUUAGAAAAGUUAAAUAAGAUACUUAACUACAAGUUUAAGCGGUAGAUUAUAGGGAAAACAAAUGACAUGUGAAAACAUUUUCAAUCUCAACUCUUAUUGCACAGAGUGAACAGCAGCAGAUCCACUGUCCAAAGUAAGGUAUACCUGAUUGCUUACGUCAUCAACUUGCAUUUAUCAUGAGAUGGCUGAUAUUUAUCGUGGUGGAAUUUUCUGACGAAUUUUCGUGAACGAUAACUUAUUGCCUAUCCCUAAUAGCUGGUAAUAUAGAAAUCACCGUGGUCUGUUUGAAAAAGCUGAACAAUAUCAGCAGCGUUACUUUUGGCAGCUUUUUUUUCACAGCUAUUUGUGCUCUCACUGUCCUGAGUAUGUUUGUUAACGAACGUUUGUUUCCCUCCCUUACUGGGCCAUAUAUCCUUGCAGUAAAACAGUGGUGGUGUAACGCUCACACAUAACCCUAAAUUGUGGCUCCUCAUAAUUAUUUCACUGCUUUAGAUCUCAGUGAAAAAUCUCUGGAGCUCAGCCAAUAUGCCAGUGCUCAUGAGACGUCUGUGUCUACUGCUAGUGAGUCAUGGGAAAAUACUCCACAUUUCUUUAUGGAGUUGGAGUUCUGGUUCCUGGCCUGUUUUCAAUUAUUGAUUUUAACUGAUAGGCUGACAGAGAAAAAGAGAAGGAAGUGUAACUGUUUACUUAAGAGGAUGCAGGCAGGGGCAGAUCUUGUUGCUGUGCGUGCUUCAGUAUGUCACAACCUAGUAUGGAGUUGUUUCUCAGUGCUCUGUGCUCACAUCUGGCGACACACAUUACUGUGAAUGUAUUUUGAGUUUAUUGCCUUUCGUAGAUUAAGUGAAAAAAAACUACAAGAGCAUUACAUGACAGAACUUUAGAUGUUAUCUUUUGGGACAUAUCAGAUUUUGUCAUUUAGAUAUAUACAGAGUGAUUCCCUCAGAGGCACCCUAAAGGCUUUCUGAGGAAGAGGAAGUUAAAAAUAAACAGAAUCUGGCAUCAGUAGGGUUGAACCGCUACCAGCGUUUACAUAACAAAAUUUUUACAGAUUUAACAUUAAAGCUGUAAUUUCUUCUAUAGCCCUCCACAGAGCUCUGCCUAAACAGAGAGCGAUUAAUAAACAGAGGUCUGACAGACUGAAUGAUGUGUUUGUGUUUCAGGGGAGCUUUCUCUGAGGUGGUCCUGGCCGAGGAGAAGAGGACCCAGAGAUUGGUAGCCAUCAAAUGCAUCCCCAAGAAGGCGCUAGAAGGCAAAGAAAACAGCAUUGAGAACGAGAUCGCAGUCCUGCACAAGUAAGUGGACGACAUAUUGAUCAUUCCGAAGCCAGUCUGUAUUGUAACUACAACCCUGAUAUGUUAAGUGAUCUGCAUCUGAAAUACUAACCACGAGGUUCAAGAUGGUAAAUUUUUCAUCACUGUAUCUCCAUUACUGUAUCAUGUCAGUUGUAUCACAUUACUACAUAUGACAUACACAGCUUAUGAUAAACACUUCAGUAAUAUGAUAACCGUGAUGUAACGUGUCAUUUGGAAAUGAAUCCACUUCAUUGUAAAGCUUCGAUCCGUAUAUUUCCCGACAGGAGAAAUCAGGGGGCCUUGAAAAAGUUUGAUUAGAGUCUUUGGUUUGGGUCAUGAUUCAAAAAAUUCAGAAAAAAAUGUUUUCCUUUAAGCUGCUUUCUACUGAAAAAAAUAGUCCUCAUGAAAUCUGUUGACAACAUAUCAUUUGGAUUAAUCCCCCUAAAAAUGACAUGACAGCUGAUUUCUAUUUCAUUAGAAUAAAGUGAACGUCAUUGAGUCAGGCACACUGUGGGGGGGGGGAAACGUGGGGAAAUUGUGCCAAUUUCAAAAAUUUGGGCCACACAACAGUAAGUAAGAACAUUACAUGCCAUUCAGUGACAGCCUCCAUAUGUAACCACUGAAGGUUUAACAAUACUGCAGUCUGAUCCUGGAUAUGCUCUCAACUCUGAUGUUCAAACAUUGAUUUAAAUGAGUAAUUUCCCUGUUUUUGGAUCUUUAUUGAUGCGCUUAUGAACGGUAAUGCCAGUAAAACUCUACAUGUCUUACGACCAGGUGUGGUCACACCUUCAAAAAUGCAGGUUUAUAAUAGUCUUAAGACAAAAGCUGAAGACGACGACAAUGCCUGUCAUCGUCGAGCGGUUUAAACACAUUCCUCUUCAGAAGGGAGGAAUCGCAGUACACGGUGAAAAUGGCUGAUCUACAUUGCUUCCCACGUUAUUUUUAGAAGUCUUGUUGCCUGGGUUACAGGAGAUACAACUCCGGUCAGUGUACAGUUAUGAUCCCUCCUGAGGUGAGGAUGUUGGAAUAUGAGCAAAAUCUGACAAACAGAGAGGGCUGAGGUAAACUUGGCUUGAAAAUAAUACUUCACAUGCUCUGACUUUAGUUUGUAUAGACUCAUUCCUCAUUUUAUUUGAGAUUCAAAGAGCAUUAAAAAGAGUUUGUGACGUUAAUAUAUACAGUACAUCAUUUGCAUUAGUUUUGUACUGAGCAGCAUCUCAAUGAAGCUCUGAACCUCUUUUAUUGUAAGCAAAAACAAGUGCAAUAAAUCAAUUUUCUUUUUCCUGAAUGGACCAUGAAGUCAUAUCAAAAAUGUAUAACCUUUGGUGUCAUCUCAGAACUAAUAAAGUUAUAUAUGUCAUUUAAACCACAAGCUAAGUAUCAGCAACAUUUUUUAUUAAGUUGAUCAUUUACUUGUUUAAAAGUUAAAGAGCAACUUCCACUUAUUGUUCAGCAGUAAAAAAAUAAACUAUAUUUCAUUGUGGAGUUUUUCGUUUGAUUUUUCCAGUAAAAAUUCAGCUUUCAGAUUUGGUCAGUAUAGACCUGCCAAUUAUGCAUUUAUCAUGAAAUGAUCUAUCGCUUUCCAUGCUUUAGUAAUAACCGUAGCUGUAAUUCUUUCAAGUUGAUUGAUAAGUUAGUGUCUAAUGGCAUAGUUUGGCUGGGGCAGUCGUGAGAUCAGCUCAUCUCUGUUGUCACUAAUUAUUAAUCCAAACACAGACGUGUGUAAAUACAGUGACUAAUCAUGCUCCACUAAAUCAUUUGUGGCCAUGUCAGUCAGAGGAGUUGGAGUUUGCUAAGGAGGCUGUAAUGACAAUCUGAAAAGACUCAUUAACAUGGCUGGAUAACCUAUCUAGCGAAAUGUACUCGAGCCUUUCGUUUCAUCAGGUGGAUCUGUCUUUAUUAAUGGCGGUCAAAUUCAUCUAUGGCUACAUCUACAAUGCUGAGAGAGAAACUUGAAAACAUUUGUUCAAAAUGUGUCACAGCUGUGGGGAAUUUCCCAAAACAACAUCAAAUGCAAAGAACACACCAAAAAGAAAGACAAAAAUCAUGUCAAUAUCAUAUUUAAAAAAAAAUCUAUACAUAUAAUAUUAGAGAAACUUAACUGAGUAUGGACUCAGUGGGUCUGUGGUUUUCAGCCUCAUGUCAGAUUUGGUCAUUAUUGCUGCAGGAAGAAACUCUGCUCUCUAAUUUGCUGACUUUUGUGUCCUGAUGAGCUGUGAGAGCUAUGGCUGCUGACAGGGGUCAAAAGAUGACUCACCAGCCCUUAAUAGACAUUUCAGCUCUCUGACAAUCACCACGGCCACUGUCCACCAUAAGGUCACCCUCCAAUCACUCACACCUGCACAGGAAGUAAACGCAGCACCUUCACUGCUUAUUUGACCUUCUGUUGUUGUGUGUGUGUAAAAGUGCACGGUGCAGCCCACGCGCCCUCACACGUGUCCGUUCACUCUGAGGGUUUAAUGCCUCAUUCACCCUUCACUGGGUCAAUCUCUCCUUCCCACGCUGAGCUAAAGCAGAUGAAUGAAGGUGUCUAUGCACUGUUACAAGCCGGAUAAAAGUCAUUGCAGUAAUCCAGUGUGAGGUGAGCUCAGGCUGACACAUCCACAGUUACCUCAGACACAUGGCUUUGUGUUUCAAUUGUCCUCCUCUCUUCAAGUCUAAUUAGUGAUCCUCAAACAUUUAGUUAGGAGUACAGACACUGAGGUCAGAGGUAUAUCCCUAACACACACUUGGCAGCAAAUUUUGUAAUGUGCCAACAAAGACUUCCGGCAAACAAGCAUAAAAACAUCUCAGCAAAUUCUACACACCUUCAAGCAUUCAAAUUAUGCCUCUUGAUGAGAUUCAUUGAAUGUAAGCAUAACUUGUGACUGCAGAAUCAUCCGAGCAACAAUUCAACCUAGAAAAGCACUCAGAGAGCGCAGACCUCCGUCAAGCAGUUCAUGUCCCCCCUGAAACAGGACAUGCCCUGACCCGGAUUCAAAUCCAGGACCUUCUGGUUGUGAGGCGACAGUGCUAACCACUACACCACUGUGCUGCCUACCUACACCACUGUGCCGCCCAUUGGUAAUCUUUCAGCAUUGAAAAUUCCAACAACACCCUAAUUUUUGUGUGUUCUGGAUCACAGUAUCCAGAAUUUUGUCCGGAUCACAACCAAAAUGUAAUGGGAUCCUCCUGCGGCUGAGACACACCUCUGGUGAAAAUUUCAGGUCAAUCCGUCUGUUACUUUCUCUGUAAAGUUGCUAACAGACAAACAAACAAACCAACGCUACCAAAAACACAACCCUCUCUUAUCCCCUCUCUUAAAAUGCAAAUAUGUUUUGGUGUGUUUUUGUUGUUUAUUUGUUAAGCCACACCUCCAAACACAGACACGAUUACAUCAGCUUCAUCUGAAAAUACAUUCUCUAAAACGUCCAAGAUGAACUAAAACCUGAAAUCAUCUGUGCAAAGAUUGAAUGAUCGAUCUUUCAAACACUUUUUUUAAACACUUUAUUUGUAAUUUUCAGUUAACAUAUAAAGCAAUCAUAUUCUCUGUAUUACAAAUAACUACAACAGACAGUCCCGACAAUAGACAGAGACAGAUCAAACCCAAACUCGAAGUGACAAACCAGUCAUAGGCAAUAGACAGGCAAAGACAAAAGGAAAAAACAAACAAAUAAACAACAAGAGCAAGUGCACUUAAUACUCAAACACUUUUUAUUGGGCAUAAAAAAUAUGUUGUGGUCCAAUCACCCAACCCCACAUAUAUCAAAACAACCACGAAAUACUCGUAUUUUUUGUUAAACUUCAAACUCCCACUUACCCUAUUUUUGUGACAAUACUUAAUAUUUCGUGACACAAAUGAACCAGUAACCAUAUUGGCUUUAUGCCAGUGAAGCACUUUCUAAUGUCAUUGCAUGGCUGUAUUAAUUUAAAGGUUUUCCUUCCUUGGCGUCUUCCAAAGAAGUUUUUGCCACGAGCAAGUCUGACAGGUUAUCCAGAAACUGAAGCUGUGUAUUCCCACUGAGUGAGUCAAAACUACUCCAUGGUAAAUAAUCAGGAAAGGUUUGCGAUGUUGCAACUUCAGUUUGCUAUACCACACAUUACUGGCACACACUUAAUAGUUUGUACGUUUGUCAGUAAGAGUAUAUGAGGCAGGAGUUUGGUGCCAACUACUGUAAUGUGUUCCUAUGUGCAGCAAUACGUUCACUUGUAAUAUAGAGACCACUGAAUGUAAUACUGGUAUAGUAACACUAUAUAUUGUUCAGAAAGAGGUAGAAUACCAAUCUAGAUGUAGUGAGUCAUUCUCACACCUCUGUCACUGCACCCACAGGUCUCAGGGGGCAGCAGAUCACAGAGUUCAGCCAAUUAGAAAGCUGCAUGCCACCACGCAGUGUAGCCUCCUCUCCUCUGUCAAUGAGGAACACACGACAUGACCGUUGGGCAGAGGUCACACACCAGCUGUCCCAAAUAAGCCUAAUGGGGAAGAUCUGGAAAAGUCCACAGGGAAAUAAAAAAUAACCACCACCACCACAGAGUAACAUCUUUCUGUACCUGUCUUCUCUCCUUCACAGGAUCAAACAUGCCAACAUCGUGUCUCUGGAAGAGAUAUUUGAAAGUAAAACGCACCUCUACCUUGUCAUGCAACUGUAAGUAUUCGCACGCAGGGGUCUGUGUCAUUUGCCAGUGUGGUAGCCCGUGCUCUCUACCACACCAGCGCUGCAUGUCACAUGCUGUUAAUCUCACCUGGGAACUAAUUUUGUCGCUGUAACACUCCCAACUUACAUGUGUGUGAACACAGUCAGGAAAACACUGUCGUCCAUCUAGUCAGUAACAUCAGUGAGGUCUUAACCAUCGCACCUGCAGCCUUGUCAACCUCCCACCCGCCUCACUCACUGAAAUGUCAAAGAAAAUAAAGACAAAGCAACAAAUCAGGAGUGCUGUAAGCUGAAAAUAAACAUCAUUAAUGUUUUAAAUAAAGUCAAAGGGAUUUAUCAAGAGAAAGAUUAGAGAUGCACUCCUCUUUUGGUUGUUUUUCUAAAUAUAUACAUAUAUUCGUGAUCCUGUGCCUUACUGCAGUAUGAAUUUCCACAUUUUUUUCUCUCUAAAAAAAAAAACAGUAGUGCUGGAAGAAAUGCUCCCAUUGUUUGUUUCUUGUUUUUUCUUCCUCAUUUGUUUCUUGUUUUCCUCCUCCAUCUUUCUGUUUUGCUCCCCCAGGAUGUGUGACUGUGUGUUCAUGUGUAAAUACCGGAGGCCCAAACUAACUUGUAGAUUUCCUGCGGACAGAAUGAAGUCUCCAUCUAGUGGCAGCCUAGUGUAUUGCAAGCUAGAGAUCUUACUAUAGUUUUUAUGGGAAUUUUUAAAUUUCACAGGGAAAUGCUUUUAUCUUUCUAUUUUUAACGUGUUUAUUUAUUUAAGCUUUAUGAGUGUAGUACUUCUCAAAUAAUGAACAAAUGUCCUUUUACUAACUAGUCUACAGAUCUUUGACAAAGACUCUGUGAUGUGUCCUCAUCCUCACUUCCGUGUAACAUUUUAAGCUGUAUUGGCACUAAGUGAACUCCAUGAUUUUCAUAUGACGAAGUUCAGUGUGAUGCUCAGUUUUUUUUCUCCGUUUCAUUUUUCUUCCUUUCCAUUCAGGGUCUCUGGUGGGGAACUCUUUGAUCGUAUCAUAGAGAAGGGCUUCUACACAGAGAAAGAUGCCAGCAAGCUCAUUCAGCAGAUCCUGGAUGCCGUCAAAUACCUCCACGACAUGGGGAUCGUGCAUCGAGACCUCAAGGUCAGCCCCGGGUAACAGAUUCAUUAGAAAAGUCGGUGUGCACCUGAGUAUAUAUCUGAAAUAUUUCAACUUAAACUCACAAAUCUCAGUUUUUUCCUAACUGGAACAUAUCUUCCAAGUAUCUGUAAUCUUCCAUUUGAGGAUGACUUUGCUGAUGGAAAACAAAAGUUGACUUCGAUGUAAUCCCCUUCGGUACAACCAUAUAAUCCCAUUAUGGUGGAAAUGUGUGUGUGUGUGUGUGUGUGUGUGUGUGUGUGUGUGUGUGUGUGUGCAUUUGUGUGCUCGGUUUUUGCAUGAUUUGCAUGACGCUACCUUAGAAACAUCUCUGGUUCUGAUUUUGUCCUGGCAGCCUGAAAACCUGCUCUAUUACAGCAUGGACGAAGACUCCAAGAUCAUGAUCAGUGACUUUGGUCUGUCUAAAAUCGAGGGCACUGGCAGUGUGAUGUCCACAGCGUGUGGGACACCUGGAUAUGUUGGUAGGAAGCCAAAUACUUUGCUAAAUGUGAAAACCUGCCUCUGAUUAUAAUCUGUUUAUUUUAAUUAAAAUCAUCUUGUGAGUCAUUUUGGAAGAAAAAAAAUUGGAAACUGGGGAAAGUUUCAUCCAAUUGGCCGACAUUUUCUGACUUUAUAAACCCAAAUGUGUGUCAAACAUUGUCAAAUUUUUAUCUGACCUAAAUUCCUCUCUUGUACCGUGUUUUUUCCAUCAGCCCCUGAAGUGUUGGCUCAGAAACCCUACAGCAAAGCAGUGGACUGCUGGUCUAUUGGUGUCAUAGCCUAUAUUCUGUGAGUAUACAGGGAUUUAUAUAAUCUAAUUCACCACUCUCUGUGUCUUUGUUUUGUAGCUGAAUGCUUUCAUCAUUUCAGAGAUAGUAUUUUGUAAAGAAACACGAUAUCUGUACUCUGCUGUGUUCCCCAGGUUGUGUGGUUACCCUCCGUUCUACGAUGAGAAUGAUGCCAAACUCUUUGAACAGAUCCUGAAAGCAGAAUACGAGUUUGAUUCCCCCUACUGGGAUGAUAUUUCUGAUUCAGGUAGGGUUCAUUGAAGCUAUUUUUACCUCUCAAAACCACACAUCUUUGAUUCAUCAUAGAGAUACAGCUGGCACAUAAAAAGCAAAUUACAUUUUCGAGUGAACGCUCUUUUGAACUGAGUCAAAGACCUCCUGUGUUGGCCCUUUUUAUUCCCAUUAUCAGCUAAUAGUAAACCAUGUUCCCAAAAGCUCAACCUUGUGAUUAUCUUGUUUUUAGACUCCCGGGUCCACGCAAAUGUUAAAAAAAACUUAUGAAUGACAUUGAAUGAUAAUCUCAGCUGAAACUAGUUGUCACCUGGUGCGCGCUGGCAUAGAACAUUCACUAAUUCACUUCUCUCUGCAAAAGUAUCUGUCAUAGAACUUGUAAAUAUUAAAUAAGUCAAACAUUGCAAAUGCAUUUCAAACCAAUACAAGUCCUCGCCUUCAUCAUCAUCAUCAUCAUCAUCAUCUUUGAAUAUGAUUCUUAACAGCUGUGGGGCUCACUGAUUCCUCAGCAACAAAUAAGUUUUCCUCUCACCAGAAUACAAAUGUCCCCAGCCAGCAGGAUAAGCCCCAACUCUGAAGUCUUGAGCCAAAGCCUGUUAGCAGACUCUGCUCACCUACAGCAAGUCAUGAGCACAACUAAGAUACCAAGUUCUUUCCAAGAGUUAGGUUUCCAAAACCAAAUCAAGCUCUGUCUUGUGAAGAGAAUGCAAUAUCUGAAGUUCCCCAGUCAGCGUUUUGAUCCGAUCCCUACCUGUCACAUUGCAGGUGUUCAUUCCACAAGCCAAGACAAUGAUCCUAGGCUGGUUUUUUGUUUCUUAGUUCUGGCUCUUGGUCUAUUGACCUGUUUCCUUGCUCUCGGGGAUGGUUGCUUCAACUUUCCAAAGAAAUUACACAAUUCAAAAUCAGCUUAUUUUCUUUAGCAUUUGAAGAUUAUAUUCCUUUUUAUAAUUUCCAUUAAUGUAAACUGAUGCAGAGGCCCUCUUAAAUAAAUAGGCCUUACCAUUAUGUUCCCACUGUGAACUGCUCUAAUAUUUUUUUUUUUUUUUUUUUUUUUUUUUCAUUCCAGCAAAAGACUUUAUUGUCCACCUGAUGGAGAAAGACCCCAACAGACGUUACACCUGUGAGCAGGCGCUGCAGCACCCCUGGUACCUGUCCUAUACUCCUGAUAAGGGCCUGUGUCCACUAACUGCAACUUUUUUGCACUGGCAGCAUCUAUUUUAUUAUUUAAACAAAAUAAUAAUAAUUCAGAUAAAUUUUUUUUUUAGCUCUUAGCAACUCGAGCGCUCGAAGUGUCAUUUCCACUUCAACGACCAAUCAGUAUCAUGGAGGGGAGAACAUCUCUUAUCAACUUUGUCAACGCUGAUCUUGGUGGUCCAUAUAAAGGACAAAACAACCAUUUACGGGGGCAUAAAUCUUCCGAGUUCAGUGCUGCUAAUGCUCCUCAGUAAAGUGCUGCAGGGUAACUUUUGUAACCCAAGUACAGUAAGCACUAGGAAAAAGAGCUCUGAUUUGAGGUUGCGGGCAGUGCUGGUGCACGUAAGUGGAAAUAGGCCCUUAUGAUGCCAUUAUACUGUGAUGAUGGUUUCUAUUUUUUCUGAGGAAUUAUACUGAUUUAGCUGUGAAUGUAAGGUUUUCCCUGUAACUGAGGACUACACUUGAUGUUUUAUCAUCCUCUGCUUGACAGGAUUGCAGGAGAUACUGCUCUGGACAAGAACAUCCAUGAGUCUGUCAGUGCUCAGAUCAAGAAGAAUUUUGCAAAAAGCAAGUGGAAGGUAAGUUAGAUUUCCAGUUUAUCUUGGAUGCACUUUGAUCUUGUACACAAAAGAUUGAGACACACCUUAAAUUUUUCAGUGACUUUUCACCUUGGGGUUUUGAACCCCCCUUUAGCUUUAGAAAUCAGCUCUUGAAGCUGCCGAAGGGGUCCCAGUGGGUGAAUUAUUGGUGCCUCAUAACAAAAUUUCUCCAAAGUUUCUCAGCUAGAUUGUAUUUUGUCUUUUCCCCUGCAGCAAGCAUUCAACGCCACAGCAGUUGUUCGCCACAUGAGGCGCCUCCAACUCGGCACCGGCCAAGAUUCAGGUACAGGAGUUAAUUGUUCCGUUUACAGACACACACACACACACACAUGCAGUUUCAAGUCAGCAGGAAAGAGAUGACCACACAGCCAAUCAUAUGGUGGCCUCAUGAGAACACAUCUUCUCUCGCUUUAGAGUCCUGUUGUGAAGAAGGGUGCUCUCAGACCCUCGAUGGAGCAGCUAAUCAUCUGUCCAGUUGCCCCUACCGCUGCCACCCAACCAGCAGGGUGUGACCCCUUCACCUGCUCCACUUACUCCAGUUUUAACCCCCACGGUGGAGCCAGAGGCAACAUCUCCCCCCCUCAUCUGGUUAGGAAGACAGCGUCAUUCCAGCCUCUCGCCUGCAGGGGGAGCAAGCCUUUCCAGCCUGAGAGGGAGGACAUAAAAAGGGAUGUGAGGAGGAGAAGGAGGGAGACUUGAUAAUUAUGUUAAUGUUAAUGAUGUUGAUGAUACACCUGGUGUGGAUCACUUUUACAGACUGGGUGGAUAGUUUGGGAUGGGUUGAUGUUGGAGGAGAGGAAGGAGGGGAAAGAUAACCUCCUCCACCAGCAUGUCAGGGGGAUUGUUUUUGCAGCGGCAGGUCAGAGCUUGUUGGACUCUGACUUUACUCGUGGUUGCUAUUUCAGCUUGUCUCUUUGUUUUAUUGUUUUAUAUAUUCUUGUGUUGUCUUUUCAACCUCUCACUGUUAGAUUUUAAAGCAUAAAUCCAGAAACAGAAACAGUAGCUGCAUGAUGAGGAGAGUGUUCUCCAUUCAUGUCCUGUUACCUUUAAAACACAAAGCUUUGCACCACAGUACGAUGCAGAGUGUAGAAAACAACAUUAUUCGAGUGGAAAAGCAGAGAGCGUUUUUUUCCAUGUUGAAAUUAAAUUUAAUAUAAUCUUGUACCUUUACAGAGCUGAAUUCUGUCUUAAGGUUUAAACAUUUGGACGGUCAGUUUCUGUUUAGUUUAUGCAAUGAAAAGUACAGUAAUGUAGCCUUUUAUUGUGCAGAUCUAGUGUUUCCAUGCAGUGGUUAGGCUUUAAAGGGGAAAAGCUGUCUCCCUUCUCUUUUUUUAUCCCAAACCUCUUUAACCACUCAAACACAGGGAAAAUAUCUUUGUCUAAGGUGCCUUUAGGCUAUAUAUUGUAAUGGGUUUUGGUUUUCUCUGGAGAUAUUUUGUCUUUUUUCAGCGACAUAGAGUUGCUGUAACUUCAUGUUUUGUAUAUUUUACAUUUUCAACCAUAAGAUGCAGUUUAAUGCUUUUUGUGUCAAAGUUCAGUUUGUAUAUCUGUGAAGGUCGGGCCUGAGUACACAAAGACGCUCUCUGUAUAAUGGAGGGGUUUUAUUCUAUCAAUCAAUAUGAAUGAUGUGAAGCUAAAUCAUUUUUUUACCUUUAAAAACAGUAACAAGAACACGACAGCUACAUGUUUUUAUAGUUAAGGAGCUUCUUGAAUUUGAAAGAAAAUGUGUUCAUUAAUGUUUUGAAUUUCCCUCCUCUCAUUGUUAAACAUGCAUGUUCUUGUUUUCUAUAUAGAUUAUUCAGAAACUGAGCAGCAAAACUUGCCACCUGAAAAUAGGAAAUUAUCAUUUUGAUCUGUGUUGUAAGCCAUCCUGAAGAAUAAGCCAAUUUAACAGGAAUUGUUUUAAUGCAAAAAAAAAGUAAAAGAGCAUUAAAUUUGAUAUGCAUCCAUCACCAUGUACUGUAAUCAUAAAGUCAUUUCAAUCCUUUUCUUUUGUGAUUCUUGGAGAGAUGCGACCUCAGUGUGAGGCCUGUUCAGGGAAAAAAAAAACGGAUUAAAGACUGAAUAUAUCAGAUUGACUCACUCCAUUUUUAUAUACAUCCAGCAGUGCUUUUUAAGUUCGCGUGUGCAUGAGGGACGCUCCGUCCAUUCAUUUAUCCAACUAUUUAGGGAAUACAUGUCUUGUUGUUUUUAGUGCGAUUCUGCAAACAUCCCUGGGCUGUAAACUGUUCAGAAAGAGGAGCUGUGAUGCAUAUUGUUUCAGAUCCUUGGACUUUACCCUUGCCUGGUACAAAGAGAGAGAAAGUCCUGAACGUGGGGUUUCCAGUGGUGCUGAGAUCUUUAGCUUACAGGACCUUGAUCCACAAUCUAAUCAUUCCACUCACUCCUGCAGUUUCUUUUUAACUCUUUUUGGACCAGAUACUUGGUACUGAUAAUGUUUGCAUGGUGUGGCUUGAAAUAUGUGAUCCCCAUGACCAACAAUGAAUGGUGUGUACACAUUCUGUGAUGAUGUUAUAGUUGCCAAAGAUUGGUGCAGAUAAGCGAGGAGUUUCUUCAAAGAUGUUUAGAAGUUUUUCAGAAAGACAAAUCAGAUGCAUCAAAUGCUUUUAUAAUGGUCUGCAGGCUAGAAAGGUUCAGUGUGCUGCUUUAAGAGCUGUUUUCAGGCUUUAAUCUGCGUUGCUGUUGGGUGUAUUUGGGAAGUAGUAUAACUGGUGGUUUUAAACUGUGAUGCAUAGUGAAAAAAUUUACAAUUUCCCCGGCUGUUCAGUUUGAACUCUGUACCUGAUGAAUUGACGUGAGGGAUGGUAAGAACAAGCGCAGGAAAGCAGAGGCACUAAGGAUACUUGACUGAAAAUAUUGUGAUGAACUGACUCUUGAUAAAAACAAAUCUGCGUAAUUGAAACAAUGUAAGACGGAUUAAACUGAGAAUCUCACCUACCGAUGAGGAUACAUUUUUUUGUAAAAAAUCACACACAAAAAUUGUUUCACUGUUGGGCUCCUUCUUUUGCUACAUUCAGGCCCAAUAGUGCUCAAGAAACCCCAAGGAGGGAAAAUGUAUUUCACAGGAAAAAUCAGAGGUAUAUUCAAGAUCCAUUGUAUAAUGGAGCAAAAUUAAUGUUUUGUUAAAAUUAAGCACCCUGAUGAGGCAUUGACGCAGGAAAAAAAACAAAGCACAAUAAAACAACUGAUGAAAUCUAUAACCACACAGUAUCACAUUACCUUACCGCUCAACCACCUGGUUGAUAAAACAUCAAGAAAACUCCUCCAGUCACAGUUAGAGGAAGAAGUAGAGCUGAACUUGUCCUGACAUGGUCUUUCGAUUAUUCUUCAAGCUUUACGCGCAUUUCAUCAGAGGAUUUCUCAGAGCAUCAGCCCGACACAGAGAUGAUCUGUUUUCAUAAAUCCCUGCUUUGAUCACUUGUUCACCCAUUUUCCAGGAUUACCAGUAUGUGAUGAGAUGUAUUGUACAAAUGACAAUGUACAAUAAAUGUGUUGCCUUUUGAUAAAUGCUUUUGGGCUACAACAGUACAUAAUGUAUACACAGAUGCAAUGCAUCAUGGGUUGUUGAAAAGUGACGCAGUGUGAAAGUCAGUGACCUGUGCUUGGAACAGAUUUGUGUGUAAAAUGGCCUACAUUAAAAUCCCUGUCUAUGCACUAUCAAUUUGUCUGAGUCUAUUUGUGACAGAAAACAGUUUUAAAGUCCCACUCCGAUCGUUUUUGUUUUUACAACUUAAAGAGUUCUCAGUGGUCUUUAAAUUGUGAUUAUGAAGUUUUACCAAAAAUCACGUUACCUGUAUCAUUUUCAAGGGCUUUUCUUCUGCAGAGCUCCAGUAGCUCAUUGGCAAUUUGUCUCUGAGUCGUGGGCGGAGACAGCGCUGCUCUGCACACUCGUCUUCACUAUAGACUGUAUAAAGAGUGGACAUCGUCUGCCUCCUCGAUGGGUAAAGCCACUCCGAGAACAGCACCCUCUGGUGACAGGCUGCAGUAAAGGUCAUAAAUCCCGCCUCCUCCAGCAAUCCUUAUGGAGCUGUGGACAAACUUUAGAAAUUUAUUACACAGAAUAUAAUUUUUUCUUCCCCCUGCUUGUGAUGUUGACAUGUAGCUAUUGUAAGACUGGUUUGUGCUCAAGUCCUCUUUUUUUCUGUGAAGCUCCAGUUUUAAAAGUUAUUAGGGGGUUCAUGUUUUCUAUGAUUGACACCUGAUACAGCCUAUGUGCGUACGAAGAUUGCGUAGCUCACCUGGGGAUAUGCUGUUUGAGCCGAGCGUCAUCAUAGUGACUCUCAGCGACUCUCCCGCCAAAUGUGUACAACGCUACUGUGCAAGUGGUGGAGUGCGUACAACGCUUCUUUGCAAUGUUGGUUUCAGGAAGUGGAAAGAAAAAACGUGGAAUUACCGAGAGCUUUUCAGCCUCAAAUCCGUAUACUGGCGGAAGGUGGAACCAAGUUGUCCGUAGUAUAUACAGUCUAUGGUCUACAGUCUUCAUGUUAGCUUGCAGCCUAGCAUUGCCGAUGCAGCAGAAAAGGCAGGUAACCUGGGAGCUAUGUUACUAUGAGCGGGGCUCUGGGGGCGGAGCUUGGAUUGGUUACAUAUGAAAUCUCCCUGUUUCUGAACCUGCCGUUUGGGUCUGCCAGAGAUUCACAGCGAUUUGAAUGAAGAAAUACUCAGAAAAAACAAUUUUGCAUCUAGUUUUCUUAUGAAAUGUCCUGUAGCAUCAGAAAAAUGCCAUAUGAACAUAUAAAAAACAAGAAUUACAUAAUUUCAUUUCAGUGGGUAUUUAAAGCUCUUUUUUGUCAUGAUUGGUUUUAGCUCUUCUACUGUUACAACUGUAUCUUUAAAAGUCAGCACUCUAUCAUCCUUAAACAAAAACAUUUACAGUCUUAUCAAAGCGGACGUGCCGUACUUUUCUUAACGGUAAAACUCUGCAACUGUUCAUCUCAUCAAAUUGUUCAGUGUCUUAAGCGGUUUGUCAUGAAUGUUAAUUUCAUAGUGUGCUCCACCAGGCCUCCGUCCUCUUCACAAAGGAAUGCUGGGUAAUUGAGGCUUGUGGUUUGGCUACCGGAGGAACUUGGUGGAAGAGACCAGAGAGCAGAACGAGUCCAGCUAGGAGAAACGGGAGUCUGGUGGUUGACCUCAUUCAGAGACAGUAGACAGAAUAAAAAUGAUGCGGUCAGAGCAGGAACAUGGGGCUCGUUCACAAUAAUGGGAGAGAAAUUGCACAGAUGACAGGGUAAAAAUACAACUGUUUGGAUGGGGGGAAAAAGUGACAAAAGUGUAAAAAAUUGGACUGAAGAUAGACUGUAGGAUGGUGGAUGUUUCUUGUUUGCAGCUCAGCAUUACAUCUCUCUCCAUAUCAAAUAAGAAUCACUGUAACUGAUAUUGUGUUUAUUCCACAUGUGUCUCCCUGCAUGUUGUUGCCCUUGCUUGCAUGGAAUGUGAAAUAGAGACUCGAUGCAGCGAUGAGCCAAAAGUGAACACAGGAGUGAGUGAUUCAACUUUAUUGUUUGCAUGAUGGUUUAAAUAGGCAGUGUCAGAAAUCGAAACCUCUGAGGAAACAUGAAAUAGAAGGGCUGAUCUGGAAGUCUGCACACACUUAUUUAGUGGUUUGAGUCACACCAGCAAGACUCUAAAUCAUCAGCACACUUGUUUUGAAAGCUGGCUAUAAACAAGGAUAAUAGCCUAGAUAAACUACUUCAUGAAUCUUCUGAUUGAUAGAGAGGUUAAACUCUUGCAGUAUAUUCAAAACAGAUAGUCUACUGUUCAAAAUGUUACUUUUAUGACAAAGCACAAAAUGCACUAACUGGUUCAUCUACUAUGCUUGCAGUUCAGAUAGCAUUGGUAGAUGACUGAAAACAGCAAUGAAACAGGGUGGUAACAUUAAUAAAUUCAUGUUUUCAGGUGGACUAUUCUCAAACAAGUAUAUUCAUGCAGGUUUACCGCAGAAGUUUGGCAUGUUCCCAUGCUGAAAUUCUCAAGAAGCAAACCUGAGGCUAAUAUGGCGUGCAGCUUUUAGUCUAUGGGAAAAAUAGAAAUCACCUCAGAUAAAAAGAGUAAAAAUGUAACUUUGUGUGGAUUAAAGGCAAUGAAAUUCAGAUACAUUUACAAUUCCUCUGUCAUGUUUUUGUUUUGUUUUUUAUCCUGCAGAUGUUUUCAAUGAAUAGUGGGUCAAGACAACAGCAGGCCAGUUUAGCACCCAGACUCUUUUACCAUGAAGUCAUGUUGCUGUCAUGCAUGCAAAAUGUGGUUUGGUCUGUUGUUGCUGAAAUAUACAAUGUUUAUGUGUAUGUUGCUUUAAAAUCUGUGCACACAUGUCAGUAUUAAUUGUGCCUUCCCAGAUGAGUACGCUCCUCAUGCUUUAGACACUGAUGCAUCCUCAUAACAUCAUAGGUGUUAACUUUUGUUAGACAGGUAGUUUCUCUCCUCUUUUAGCAGAUGAUGUCCAUAAGGAAUAUUAAAUAUCCAUUCAUCAGAUUAGAACAGUUUGUUUACUGUU